CCUGAAGACCUUGUUUUGAACUUGGUCAUUUUCUGAUAGUCUGCACUUGUUUAGACUUGUUACGUGAAUAGAAUUUUUGUAUGCUCUUUUGCCACUAUUGUGAAAUCUGGGGAGUUGCAGAGACUUUUGUUAUUGAUCCUGUUAGUCUUUACAGCAUAGCUGGUGGAGAAUUUGCUCUGUUUGUCACAUGACCAGUGGAGGAUGGGCAAACCUUUUACUUUGUAAGAGAUUCAAGGCUAUUUUAGCAAGUGUUGUGUGUUUUCUAGAUGCGUUUUAGGAGUUGGAUAAUUUGGUAAUUCCGUGCUCCUUACCUUCUGAAAGUCUUGUAGUGAAAUUUCAUUUCUUUCCAUUUGGUGCCUCAUGCUCUUUUCAUGUGGCUCAUUUUUCUAUAUUGGUUAAUCAAGAACAGUGAUCUUUCAAUUGAAAUUGUCAUCUUUUUGUGAAGAUUGGCAAGCUAUCAUAAAGUCAAACUCUCUAUUGUUGCCAAUCUCUACAUUCUUGAUAUCUGGAAAUUGCUUGAAACUCUUGAAAUCCAUCUUGAAUCUUUCUUGAGAUUGCUUUAUACUUGUUCUUGAAACUGAAAUCCAGAAAUGGAUAAUGAUUAUUGAAAUCCUCAUUAUCUGGAUACUUGUUUGAAAUUAAUUCUUGCACUGUUCUUGAAAUCUAUUUUGAGCUGACCUUGAAAAACCAUUCUUGUUCUGACACUGGUUCUCGCUCAAAUUUUGUAUACUGUUCUUGCUCAAAUCUUGCAUAUUCUGCUCGUUCUUGUUUCAGUAUACCUGUUGAUCUUCUUGAUUCUUGGUUUUUGUUCAUAUGAACAACUCUUUAGGAGGGGUGACGAUUAUCAGAAAAUACCUAUAUGAGGUAUUCUAAAUUCUUGUCUCUUAUAAGUGUUAAGCUCUGUAUCCUUGAUGUCUUAGCUUUGACUUGACUCUAGGAUGACUUGAUUGUAAAUCUGCUUAGCCUCGCCUCCAUGAGCUACGAGGUAAAGGGGUAACCUUUGAAGUACUUGACACCCUAGAGUUUUGUUCCAAGUGAAAUGGUUCUUUGAUCUGGCUGCUUGGAUUUUUGUUUGCCCUUUUAAUUGGAAGACAGUAAUCUUCUAAGCAUCUUGAUCCCAGCCAUUGCUUUGUUCUGUUAAUUAAUUCUAGUACUUGAG
Molecule: messenger RNA, 1159 nt
Organism: Rubroshorea leprosula
Lineage: Eukaryota; Viridiplantae; Streptophyta; Magnoliopsida; Malvales; Dipterocarpaceae
Source: the annotation of a GenBank genome assembly